Pimephales promelas (fathead minnow) is the source of this 3273-nucleotide messenger RNA. It is a transcript of the gene serac1, whose product is annotated as serine active site containing 1. Lineage: Eukaryota; Metazoa; Chordata; Actinopteri; Cypriniformes; Leuciscidae. The record is from RefSeq and is a predicted model, not a curated record.
UUUUUAACCCUGGUGUCCUUCAAGGUAUCUUUGUGUUCCACAUAAGGAAGAAAGGCUUACAUGUUUGAAACAUAGGCUAAAUUGAUGAAAACAGAGUUUUUAUUUUUGGGUGAACUAUCCAUUUAAUGUGUCUGUUUUAGAGUGUUAAACAUGAAUGAACAGAACAAGGACGAAUGUUAAGGUGUUUCCAAGAGGGUUAGAGCACACACAUCCUGGAAGUGACCUGGCAUCCUUGAAGUGACCGGAUUUCCCUGACAAGAGGAAGGAAUUGUCUCAACAGGUUUAAAUGUAUGCAAAGACAUAAUGUGGAAACUGCAAUAGGUUACCUCUGUUUGGUGUUAGUUUCAUACCGUCAAUAUUCUAGCAAAGCAUUCUGGACAAGGACUAUUCCAGGCAGGCGUGAAAACAUAAAAAAAAAAAAUUGAAGUGAGCAUUGACGGUAGGAAAUUUUCGACGCGUGACACUGACUUUGCGGUACUUACGGUAAUGGCACUCUACGUCAAGCGCGUUCAGUCUUGAACACAGUUCCUGUUUACAUUUGCUGUCAAGCGUGAUUGUUUUUCUUUUCAAUGCCGCCUUUAUCGGAAGGAACUUCAGUUUUAUAGCAGUAGCACCUAGGUUAUAAUCGACGUGAGAAGAUCACCAGCAGUCAUAAACAGCUGGUAGCCUAUAUGUCUCACCGUCCCCCUGGCCAAGAAUUGAUGUGUGCAAUCGUCUGAUAUCUGCAAGGGAAGCUAAUGUCUGUGUCCGCCCUGCGACUGAUCCGCGUCCGGAGGUUGAGCAGCAGCACUGCACCUGCUGUGAAGAGAGCACUGCCAUGGAGAGAUCUUAGAAAAAUAGCAAAAGUGACUGGAGCAAUAGUAUUGGGAGGCUGUGUUUUCAUCACAUAUGAGGUGGUUACUCUCAACCAGGCCCUCACUAUUGACACCAGUGCAAUACUACAAGAGAAGCACAAGUCCUACAUCUACCUGACUCACGCCACUAAUAGGGAACAAGAGAGCCUUGCUUCUGGCCUCACUAUCAAGACCAGGAAGGAGCUUCAUAAAGCAGCUAGAAAGUUUCUUGAAAUUACAUCAAGAGUUCUUCGUCACCCACUGGACGAGCGUCUCAGUCAUCUAGACGCAGAUCCUAAUGAAUGUGCGCUAUGGAUGCUGCUGAAAAGAACCUUCUCUGCUGACCGGGCCGUGAGACAGCAGGCUGUGCAGGAACUGGCACAAAAUCAUCACUGGCAGGAUUAUCAAUACCGGACUGCAGCACAGGUGAUAGAUCAGCGCACAUCUGUGGCUCUCGCCCGCACACCUAACGUGGACCUGCGCUUCUUUCUCCCUCCUCCUCUACUGCCACACACUGAUGAUGAUAUAUCAAUAGAAGAGGAACUUAGACAGUUACUGGGAUCUCUGCCCCAGUCGGAGGUGGAUCAGUGUGUGCAGUACUUUACUUCCCUGGCACUUCGAGAGAGCAGCCAAUCACUAGCCUCUCAACGGGGAGGGCUGUGGUGUUUUGGAGGAAAUGGGUUGCCCUACGCCCAAAGUCUCACUUCCACCCCCUCUGAGAAGGUGGAGACAUUCUGCCUGCAGGCCCUGGUCCAGCACUCAAAGGUCCGCAGUCAUUGUGACUACAUUGUUGCUAAUGGAGGACUGCAGCUCUUGCAAAGAGUCUACCAGCUUCGCAGAGACUCUCCAAAAAUUCAGUGCAACAUUGUGCGAAUUAUUGGAAAUCUCGCCCUGAAUGAGAGUGCGCACACAGCCAUAGUGCAGUCAGGUUGGAUGUCUGUCCUGGCUAAGAUGAUCCAGUCACCUCACAUCAUGCAGGCAUCUUAUGCUGCCCGCGCUUUAGCCAAUUUGGACAGAGAUGCAGUAAAGCAGAAGUACCAGGAUGGUGUUUACAUUUUGCACCCACAAUGCCGCACAAACCAGCCGAUCAAAGCUGAUGUUCUCUUCGUGCACGGCCUCUUGGGAGCAGCUUUUAAAACAUGGCGUCAAAAGGACCGUGACGUGACGGAUGAUGACAAGGUGGAAGGGGUCCGAGAGGACUACACUGAAUGCUGGCCCAAGUCUUGGUUGGCUGAAGACUGUCCAAACCUCAGGAUCCUGUCUGUGGAGUAUGACACCCAUUUAAGUGACUGGAAGGCUAAGUGUCCUGCUGAAAACCAAAGGAAGUCCUUGGCCUACAGGAGUCAGGAACUGCUGAGGAAGUUGAAGGAUGCAGGUGUAGGGGACAGGCCUGUGGUCUGGGUAGCCCACAGUAUGGGAGGUUUACUUGUGAAAAAGAUCCUCUUAGAUGCCUCAAAAGAUCCUGAUCUCAGUGCACUGUUCAAGAACACGAAGGGAAUUUUGUUCUACAGUGUUCCUCAUCACGGCACAUUCAUGGCUGGGUAUUCUGUAAAUGUCCGAUACCUCCUGUUUCCUUCUAUUGAAGUAAAAGAACUAUGUAGAGACUCUCCAGCUUUGCGGGACUUAAAUGAAAAUUUUCAGUGCAUUGCAAAGGAUCAAGAGUACAAGGUCCUUAGCUUUGCAGAAACGUUGCCUACAUCCAUUGGGCCAAUGCUCAAAAUUUUGGUAGUUCCUCUCCAGUCGGCAGAUCUGGGUUUUGGGGACCUUAUCCAGGUGGAUGUGGAUCACCUCAACAUCUGCAAGCCAGAAAGAAAGGACACUUUUCUCUAUAAACGCACUUUACAAUUUAUUCGGGAUGCUCUUGGACUCUGACUGAAACUGAAAGGAAGUGCUAAAAUUGCAACUGAACUUUUUUUCAUGAUCCUAACCAUUUCCUAUCCAUUUAUUUGUGAAAUGGAAACACCACUGACCUUUCAUUUUUAUUUUUAAAUUAUUGCCAAUAUGAAUAGGCUUUGUCAAAACAUCUGGGUUUACCUUUUCAUGUUUUGCCCUCUUCACCAUUGCCUUGUACUGUAUUUUGCCUCAAUUAUUUUAAGUGAGAAGCUAUAACAAAAAGAAAUGAGGAUCAAGUUUAUUGUUUACUAUAUCAUGUCACAUUUUAAAACUCAUUUAUAGAAAGUCUGUUUUAUUCUUGGAAGAACAAUACAUAUAUUUAAUAACAGACUAAAAACUAGCCUUAUUUUCUUAACUCACCUGCCUUCUUUGUGUCCCUACCUCCAGUUACAGGUUGGUUGUGAUCUUGGCUGUAAUUUCCCAGUAUUUUUGUACUAAUGUAUUAAUUGUAGUACUUGCAUUGGGACUACUAUGAUUUUGAUGGUGACCGUGCAAGACACAAUAAUUGUGAAAUCUUUAUCACGCUGAAUAAAGCUGUGUAUCCAAA